CUACAGCAGUGUUUGAUUGACUUGAUGAUGUCAUUCAUUGUUCUCCGUCCCAGCAGCUGUCACAACAGAGGCCUGCCCUGGAGCGUUGUCUUUUCAUUCAGCCUUUAUCACAUCUUCACCUCACGUGUGUGUGUGAAUGUGUCUGUGUCUGUGUGUGUGCUUGGUUCUGUGUGUGUGUGUGUGUGUGUGUGUGUGUGUGUGUGUGUGUGUGUGUGGGUGUGCUUGGUUGUGUGUGUGUGUGUGUGUGUGUGUGUGGGUGUGGGUGUUUUUGUGUAUGUGUGUUGCUGUGUGUGUGUGUGUGUGUGUGUGUGUGUGCGCGUGUGUGUGCGUGUGUAUGUGUGCGUAUGCAUGCACAUGUGAGUGUGUGUGCGUAUGUGAGGGUGUGUGCGUAUGUGAGUGUGAGCUUGCAUGUGUGCAUGUGUGUAUGUGUGUGUGUGAGUAUGUGAGCGUGCACGCCCGCGUGAAUGUGUGUACGCGUGUGUGCGUGCCUGUCAGACGUUCACAUCCACCACUGCCGCCGCACACGGUCUCUUUGUUCCUCAUGCAGAAUGACGAGGUUCAUAAAACUAAUUAAUGCCCAGCUGGAGCAGGAGCCAUCUCCUAUGGGCCAACACAUAGUAAACAAACCAGUCCUUUGCCGCGGCCUGUGAGUUGUUUACACAGCAUAGAGGACGGGCCCCGGGGCCCGUCCACCGCAUUGAGCAUCCUAUUGUCUCCCAUUGUGGCCGUGAGGCUGCAGGCACUUGGUGGGGUGUGUGCUCACGUCGCGCAGGCUUUUAAAAGGCGCCCCGGUCGGCAGCCUGUCAGGAUAGGGACGGCCAGGGCGACUCAUUUGUCAUCCGUUUGACGUUUGCCCGCACGUUGAUCGAGUCCUCUCAGAGGCCUGUGCCUUACUCUGACACUCAGGGCCGGAAGGAUGGAGGCUGGGGGCGCGUCCACGCUGUUCCUACUGAUGCUUCUCAGCACAGUGUGUGCGAGGGCGUCUGCCGCAUGUACGACUCGUCGCUGUCUCGCCCAGGCUCUGAUCGACAGGAAGCUCCUGUCCCAGCCCCAGACCGACCAAUGCAAACAAACUCUGAAAGUUCCCUUCAUCGAAUACCAAACGCUGUCCGUUGACACAAUGAAUCUUCGCUUCACCAGUAGGAUGCAAGCCCGGAUGGAAUGGACCGACCCCGAGUUGGCCUGGAACCGCUCAGAGUACGACUAUGAGUCGGUGGUCCUGCCAGUGGACAAAGUGUGGACUCCAGAACUCACGGUGACUAACUCGAUGAGUCUGGUGCUUCUGCACGGCUCCAAAGACCUGCUGGCCUCCAGCAACGGUACGAUGAAGCACACGAUGUCCUUCAUCGUGGUGGUGACCUGCGAGGUGAACCUCUUCAGGUACCCCUUCUCCUCGGACACGUGCCCGGUGGCCAUCGAGGCCUGGUCCAAAGACGGGUGCGGGAUGGACCUCCAACUAAAGGACGUUCAUCUCUUGGACGGGGAGCAGGGCGACUGGAGCACGGACUGGGUGCGGGUCCGGAAGAGAGGGGCCGGUCAGCACUUCCUCUUGGUGUCGCUGAGCACCAAGUCCAUGAACCCCUUCAUCUCCCUGAUCCUGCCCAGUAUCCUCAUCCUCUUCGUGGACGUGGUGAGCUUCGCGCUGCCACUAGGGGGCGGCGAGAGGAACUCCUUCAAGGUCACCCUGGCGCUGAGCUUCAUCAUGUUCCUCCUCAUCCUCAACAGCCUGCUGCCCGGAGACAGCCAGUGCAGCCCCAUCCUCCGCAUCCACUUCUGCGUGUGUCUGGUCUUCCUGGUGCUCAGCAUGACGGCGUCCAUGAUGCUGACCCGGGUGGCCAAGGACGGCCUCAUGAUCCCCCUCCUCUGCUGCAAGAAAACACCGUCCGCCCCGUCCGAGCCCGGGGAGGACCCAGACGAGGAGGCGUCGGCCGGGGGGGAGGGGGAGAAGAAAGAUCCCGGGAAUGAGCUGCCGGAGUUCUCAGGGGACCGGCAGCAGCUCCAGAAGGUGGUGGACUUCCUGGAGGGUGUGGAGGAGGAGAAGCAGCAGAACGAGAGGUUCUACCGUAUCGCCUGCCGGCUGGACAAGAUAUGCUUCUACCUCUACGUGCUGAUGUGCGUUGUGUACUUCUGCUUGCUCACCUACAUGUUCACCAGCUACCCCUGUGAGAUCGAGCACUUUGCCUUCUGGUACUGACCAGGGAAUUCAUUCUGCUCAUUCUGUGCCACAUUUGUUAACUAUUUAAGUAAGUAAGCAAGUAGAUACUUUACUCAUCCCCUUGGGGAAAUUCAGGUAUCCAGUAGCUCACGAAGUCAACAGACAAUUGACAAACAACCAAAUUGACAAACAGUAAACGCCAAUCAAAUAAGUCAAUAAAAGUUUUUUAAAAAGUGAGCAAUAAUGUACAUUAUUAAAAUGGCUAUGAAUGGAGAGAAUGAUAAAGUGAUGUGGUUGGAAUUCAUUCAAAAAUAAUCACACAAAACUCGGUAGUCCUAUAGAGUCACGUAUGCAUGAAAUUGAACUUCGGCUUUUGGACUUUGACCGCUAUAUCUGCAAUGCUCUUCCUAUAUUCACUUUUUUAGCCACUCUGGUGUGUCAGUGUCCUUCUCAUUGUAAACUAUUCAACAAUCAAUAGUUUAAAAUGACAGCCAACGCGUGGAGAUAAUCCAUGCUCCCUCCACGACUGUCGGUCCCAUUGGGAGAUAUUUCGAUAUCUACAUGUAUUGCUUCAUGUCAUAACAUCUUCCAUUCCUUAUGUAUUGUGAGUGUUUGCGUUGGUACGGGUUCUCCGGCUCAAGCGUGGCCUCGUUUUGACCACUUAACGGUGUGGACACAAAGCAUCGCGUGCUCAGAUGCGGUUCAGAGUUCACUCUCAACCGUCCAUGUCGCGCCCCCUGCUGGUCACCGGCCUCCCGUCCUGCCGCUCGAUAUGACAGGACGACGUCCGUGCAGACCGAUGUGCAGAACGGACUGUGAUGGCUUUAUAAAUAGACACCAAACAACACAACUCGACCUGCCAGACACCGUGGGCC
This is a messenger RNA of Gadus macrocephalus (Pacific cod), 3030 nucleotides long. RefSeq names its product 5-hydroxytryptamine receptor 3A-like. Gene Ontology annotation, molecular function: transmembrane signaling receptor activity; neurotransmitter receptor activity; extracellular ligand-gated monoatomic ion channel activity. Gene Ontology annotation, cellular component: neuron projection; synapse; membrane. The transcript is spliced from 9 exons. Bases 917 to 2194 code for a protein of 425 amino acids. Gene Ontology annotation, biological process: signal transduction; monoatomic ion transmembrane transport; regulation of membrane potential. Lineage: Eukaryota; Metazoa; Chordata; Actinopteri; Gadiformes; Gadidae. The record is from RefSeq and is a predicted model, not a curated record.